Molecule: messenger RNA, 564 nt
Organism: Eurypyga helias (sunbittern)
Lineage: Eukaryota; Metazoa; Chordata; Aves; Eurypygiformes; Eurypygidae
Product: platelet-activating factor acetylhydrolase-like
Exons: 5
Molecular function (GO): 1-alkyl-2-acetylglycerophosphocholine esterase activity
Source: RefSeq, a predicted model, not a curated record
GGUUUGUCAGUGAAGGCACCGAUGGAGAUGGGGAGCAGCAGCACUGAGAAGUUUUACAGGAUCCCCGAGGGAAAGGGGCCGCACGCGGUGGGAUGUACAGACCUGAUGACAGAAAAUGCAGCUGAGGGAAGCUUCUUGCGCCUGUAUUAUCCAUCAUGCGAUGCCACAGGCAACGAAGAGGCACCGUGGAUUCCAGACAAAGAGUACUACCAGGGUCUCUCUGACUUCCUUAAUGUGUACAGAGUCGUAGGAGAAAGGCUUUUCCAGUACUACGUCGGUUCAGUGACCUGCCCUGCAAAGUCAAACGCUGCUUUUAAGCCAGGAGAAAAAUACCCACUCCUCAUUUUUUCCCAUGGACUUGGAGCUUUUCGGACGAUCUAUUCUGCUAUUUGUGUAGAGAUGGCUUCCCAGGGCUUUAUAGUGGCUGCCGUGGAGCACAGAGAUGAGUCUGCUUCAGCAACAUAUUAUUGUAAAAAAAAGUCCGUUUCUGAACCGCAGGAAGAGUCUACAUCAAACGUGGAGAAGGAGUGGAUCUACUACAGAAAACUAAAAUCUGGAGAGGAA